Messenger RNA from Cladophialophora carrionii CBS 160.54, 552 nucleotides. Its product is annotated as iron sulfur cluster assembly protein 1, mitochondrial. The transcript is spliced from 2 exons. The coding region runs from base 1 to 552 and encodes 183 amino acids. Gene Ontology annotation, cellular component: cytoplasm; mitochondrial matrix. Lineage: Eukaryota; Fungi; Ascomycota; Eurotiomycetes; Chaetothyriales; Herpotrichiellaceae. Gene Ontology annotation, molecular function: 2 iron, 2 sulfur cluster binding; ferrous iron binding. The record is from RefSeq and is a predicted model, not a curated record. Gene Ontology annotation, biological process: iron-sulfur cluster assembly; intracellular iron ion homeostasis.
AUGUCACAACGAGCUCUUCUCGCGAUUCCACGCGCAUUGCGCACCUCGGCCCAGAUGUCCGCUCUCCGACCGAGUCUCGCCUCCCCUUCAUCAACCAUCAGACCUGCCGCCGCCGGCUUACAGCAGAGACGGAGUUAUCAUGAGAAGGUGCUGGAUCACUACUCGAAUCCCAGAAAUGUUGGCUCGAUGGAUAAGAAGGCGCUGGACGUUGGCACAGGUCUCGUUGGUGCACCCGCCUGCGGUGAUGUGAUGAAACUCCAAAUCAAGGUCGACCCCGAGACACAAACGAUCGCAGAUGUCAAGUUCAAGACUUUUGGCUGCGGUUCCGCCAUCGCAUCCUCAUCAUAUCUCACCGAGCUUGUGAGAGGAAUGACAUUGGAGCAGGCGGGCAAGAUUCGCAACACCGAGAUUGCCAAAGAGCUCUGCUUGCCACCGGUGAAGCUACAUUGUUCAAUGCUUGCGGAGGACGCCAUCAAGUCUGCCAUUGGAGAUUAUUAUAAGAAGAGUAAGCCCACGAGGCGAAGACUGGCUAUUUUCAAAGACAGCAACUAA